AUCCGUGCGGAUACUGCAACCUUAUCUGCCUCCAUUGCUCUUGUAAAUUGUGUAUACUUUUUCCAUAUACAGCCCAAAAAGACCAGUUCUAGAGGUGGAAAUUACAUGAUGGCAAAGCGAAAGAUGAUUAUCGAUUGUGAUGCCGGCAUCGAUGACGCUCAAGCUAUUCUCGUAGCAUUGGCUGCUCCUAAUGUUGAAGUGGUUGCGAUCACGUGUGUCGCUGGCAAUACAACUAUUGAAAACGUUUGUGUGAAUGUGCUUAAAGUUUUGGAGUUGUGCAAUCGAACAGAUAUUCCUGUCUUUAAAGGAGCCGCUGGUUCAUUGUUAGAUGAUAGCAAGGGUUCUGCUUCUCAUUUUCAUGGCAAGGAUGGCCUUGGAGACGUUAAAGACAUUCCUGACCCAGACAUGUCACUACUGAAGACUGAACAUGCUGUGAAUGCCAUGAUCAGAAUAGUAAACGAGCAUCCUGGAGAAAUCACCUUGGUUCCUCUGGGACCAUUAACUAAUGUUGCCCUUGCAUGUCGACUUGAUCCAGACAUUUCUUCCAAACUAGAAAAUGUGGUGAUCAUGGGGGGGAACUUUGAGGCCAAAGGGAACACAUAUGUGAGUGCUGAAUUCAAUUUUCAUUUUGAUGUGGAAGCUGCUUACAUAGUGCUGAAUAAGCUCACCUGUCCAGUCUCCUUGGUGACAUGGGAAUUUUGUCUAAACCAUGCAUUAUCUUGGGAUUUCUAUGACUCGUAUAUCGGACAAGGGACGAAAAAAUCUGAUUUUAUACAAAGGAUUUCUCAUGUCUCAGCCUCAUUCUACAAGGAAAACAAGAGAGGCUUUGGACAGGGCUACACAAGUUGCGAUCCUCUUGCCAUGUCAGUAGCUGUCAAACCAGAGAUUGUAACCGAGGAAACAAGUGUGUAUGCCACGACAGAGCUACAUGGGCACUUGACUCGAGGUCAAAUGGUUGUGGAUUGGAGAGGUCAUCUUGGAAAGAAACAUAAUAUUAUGUUAGUUCAAGAGGUUGAUUUGGAAGCUCAUAAAGUUUUGAUGAUGAACUCCUUGAAAUAAUUACACAUAAAAAGAGGAAUAAGAACCAAAGACAAUUGUAGCUGGCCUAACCUGGAUGGACUACACUUAGGGAACUAAAAGUGGCUUCUAUCUAAUUUCAUGUUAUAUUGUUAUAACUGAAUCAAACAGUAAGCUCCUGUGAAUAAAGAAAAUGAUCACCAUCUUAAGCUCUUAAUUUUUCAACAAAUUGUUCCAGCCAGUACUGCAGGAAGUGUAUAGAGAACAAUAGGGAGAAUAUGCCUUUUGAUGUUACUGGCUUAAUAGCAAUUAUAUCCAAGAAUCCUUUCUAGAAUUUUACCUUAAGUUUUGAAAGUAGGAUUAUGGACCAAUCUAUAAGCAUAGUGAAUGUUAUGUGCCAUUUCAAGGCUGCAAAUAACCAACGGGCAGUUGCCGGUCACAUUGUCUGGUCAAACAUGCUUUUGCUGGGACACUACCCGUUUUUGGCCGGACAAAUUUUAACAGUCGGAACUCUUGCGAUAGUGA
Messenger RNA from Stylophora pistillata, 1542 nucleotides. RefSeq names its product nucleoside hydrolase. The record is from RefSeq and is a predicted model, not a curated record. Lineage: Eukaryota; Metazoa; Cnidaria; Anthozoa; Scleractinia; Pocilloporidae. Gene Ontology annotation, molecular function: hydrolase activity, hydrolyzing N-glycosyl compounds.